This is a messenger RNA of Entamoeba invadens IP1, 1131 nucleotides long. RefSeq lists its product as hypothetical. The transcript has a single exon. The coding region runs from base 1 to 1131 and encodes 376 amino acids. The record is from RefSeq and is a predicted model, not a curated record. NCBI's taxonomy places the organism in Eukaryota, Evosea, Mastigamoebida, Endamoebidae.
AUGGACGGGUUUAAUAUGAUGACGGUUGCUAAGUACUUUGUUUCGUUUGAAGACUUUUUAAAUUUGGAGAUGGUAUGCAAAAAGUUCAGAUACACAACAGCCAGAUUUCAUUUUAAUCCAAUACGACUGAAUUCCAAAACAAGAAAAUGGUUUUCUCGUCUUGAAACUUUACAUAUUUGGGUUAGAGAAGAUGAACAUUUUACAAACGAAAAAUUCUAUAAACAAGUUGUUUGGUAUCCAGUCGAAUACAGUGAAAUUAAAAAUGCAACAACUGAAACUGUUGAGUACAAAAACGUUGUGUACACAAAAAACGAUUCGGCCAAUUAUGGGUGUUGCAUACCCACAAGCGUCAAAGUUAUUGGCGCAAAUUGUAUGGAAAAAAUGAUCAAUUUGAUUUGCACGCACAUUCCAAACGGUGUCGAGUCUAUCAAGAGAGAGGCAUUUUUGCAUUGCACAUCACUUGUCAAAAUUGGAUUACCAAACAACUUAACAACUUUGGGUUCGUUCUGUUUUUCUUAUUGCAAAUCAUUGACUUCAAUAAGUCUUCCUGAUAAUUUGACCCGCCUCAAAGAACACACUUUUAACCAGUGUUAUUCUCUUAAAUCUAUUCAAUUCCCAUCCAAUUUGGUUCAAAUAGAUACCAGAUGUUUCCGCUUUUGUCUAUCUUUGGAUAACAUAACAAUACCAAAAACAGUUACUUCAUUGGGAGAAGGUUGUUUUGCAAAUUGUACUAUUUUAAAGAAUGUUCAGCUCGAUUGUGAUAUUCAAGAACUAACAGACACGUGUUUUUACAAUUGUUACUCACUAAAAGAAAUUGCAAUUCCUCAAAAAGUCACACGUCUUGGGAGGUGGUGCUUCAUCAACUGUUCUUCAUUAGAAAAAAUUAACACCCUAUCAAACAUCCAAACUGUCGACGACUUUUGUUUUUGUGGUUGUUAUGCACUCACUUCCAUUCAUCUUUCUGCGUGUCUCAAAAGUGUUGGUGACUAUUGUUUUAGAAAAUGUAUUUCACUCAAAUCAAUAACAUUCAAUUCAAGUGACAUUUCGUUUGGGCAAGACUGCUUCCUGGAGUGCGCUUCAUGUUUUCCAGUAAUCGUGAACCAUGAUCACAAGAAUUUGAUCAUCAAGUGA